Molecule: messenger RNA, 1125 nt
Organism: Brachypodium distachyon (stiff brome)
Lineage: Eukaryota; Viridiplantae; Streptophyta; Magnoliopsida; Poales; Poaceae
Exons: 2
Coding region: 150-737 (195 amino acids)
Source: RefSeq, a predicted model, not a curated record
CUCGUCUCGCGGCAGAAAAGGAUCGCGUAGACCCUGUCCCCUUUCCUCCCUCUCACUCACUCGUGGCACGGCACUCUCCCAGAGGAGAAGGCCAGCAAUGGCGCCGCGCACGUCGUGACUUGUCAAUCAGACAGUCAGUAGGGGUAGUGAUGGUGGUGGGAGGGGCGGAUCAGGUCACUAUGCGGGCUAUGGCGGGCGGGCCGGCGAUGGCUCCGACGGCGUGGCCGGGUGCGGCGGCGGGAUCAGCGGCGGGUGCGGCGGCGGCGACGCACGACGAGAUGCGGUGGCGGCAGCUGGACAGCGGCGUGAGCGCGGUGUCCUUCGGGUUCGUGGCCACGGCCAUCUUCGUCUCCAUGUUCCUCGCCAUGGGCAUCCUCGAGCACUUCCUCCGCGCCCCGGCCCGAGCGCGCCGGAUGGGGAUGGAGCCGAUGUACGCGCCCUCGCCGCCCCGAGGAGGGAUCCUCCUCCGCCUCCGCUUCCUCCUCCUUCGCCGCCCAGGUGCCACCGGUGGCGAGGCCGGCUUCUCCGGCGCGGAUCUCGAGGUGGCCAGGAAGCUCGACGGCCGCGCGUCCCCCGAGAUGCCUGUUUAUGCCAAAGGUGUCUCAGUUCUGAUGCCAGGACACGAUGUACCAACAUUCAUCGCGUAUCCUGCUCCAGCACCUUGCCCCCCGGAGAGGAUCCGAUGGCCAUCGCAUCAGCCCACUCCGUUCACUGGUUCCUCAUCAGGUCCAACCUAGAUGGCGGUACCGAACACCCUUCCGUCUCGUCAUUCCAAAUGGCUAGUGCAAAAUGCAGGCGGGAUCAUCUCAAUCCGCAGUGAGGGGGACAGUCAAGACAGGUUCUCUCCAUGUUUGUACAGUUUAGAUCUUUGUUCCGAGCAAGUAUUGCCGGUUCCUGCUGUAUUAUGGCGGGAGGUCGGCGGCUAGUGGAUCCAUGAAAAUGGUUGCUGAUCCCACUUGCCCGGGUAGUGUUAGAUCCCUUUGUUUUCGUUGGUCCUAGCACCAUCAGGCUUGUAAGCUUGUUAGAUGCUCGUAGAUGCGCCGUAGAUGGAUAUACACGUCUUUUGUAAGCUCGGAGGAUAAAUGUGAAGCUAGCUAGCUGUUAAUUUCAUGUCCUUCUCAUGUU